AAGGGGGUGUGUCUUGGUGUGGAGGGAGGGUGUACGAGUCGUGUAUAUAUAAAGGUGGCGAGGAGUGGCAGUGUUAGUGGUCCUUCCUGUUACAGUGCUGCCACAGAUAACAACAAGCAUCAUGAGAGUCUUCAUUCUAUUGUGUGUGGUGGGUGCGAGUCUGGCGUGGCCCAAUCCCCAGCAGGAGCCAUAUGACCCGCUGUACAGGGAGCCACCGCAGUACUACCAGGACGACCCCAGGUAUCCCGUACCAGCACCCAAGCCUGAACAGUACCGCCCCCAGCCUCCCAAGUACCAGAAAUAUCCCACUGAAGAGGAAGAAGAGGAAUAUGAACAUGUCAACACAAUCCCAGGUGAGCCCGGAAAGGACUACCCGGUGUUCUCCAUCGUCCCCAGCACAAGCUUCUCCUGCAGCGACAAACUUCCGGGCUUCUACGCUGAUGGGGAGGCCAACUGUCAGGUAUGGCACUACUGCAAGACCGAUGGACUAAAGGAGUCUUUCCUCUGCCCCAACGGUACCAUAUACAACCAAGAGAACCGCGUGUGUGAGUGGUGGUUCAACGUGAGCUGCGACCUGGACUCUCUCACCGUGCAGGCCAGGGUGAACGAGGACCUUUACAUCGUGCCCUCACCGCGACCCGAGGAUAAGUACACUGCGGGGCCUAGCUACUCCAACGAGGGACGCCAACAGUACCAGCAGCCCACGCAGGCUUACCCAGACUACUAGCCAGCGCCUGCCGGAGGGGUGCUUGUAGUCCUUACGUGUACUUGUUUAUUAGAUUAAUGUUACUGUACGUAAGGGAAGAAGAAGAGUUAUUUAAUAAGUAUGUUAAUAAAUAAUAUGUUAACAAAA
Portunus trituberculatus (swimming crab) is the source of this 853-nucleotide messenger RNA. RefSeq lists its product as uncharacterized. Lineage: Eukaryota; Metazoa; Arthropoda; Malacostraca; Decapoda; Portunidae. The record is from RefSeq and is a predicted model, not a curated record. The coding region runs from base 122 to 727 and encodes 201 amino acids. The transcript is spliced from 7 exons. Gene Ontology annotation, molecular function: chitin binding. Gene Ontology annotation, cellular component: extracellular region.